UGGUUUCUCAACUCACUUAUACGUUUUUUUCUUCCUUAACGGAAGCACACGACAGCAUACAUCACACCUGUUGACGAUGGCGGCAGAGGUUGCGCCGCUUCCGCAGCUGAAGCUUCCUUCGGGGCCUUCUCAAAUUACUGCAGAACAGCGAUAUUGGAAGUCAUUUAAGAAUCAACUUGUGAUUCCGUCGCCGACUCAAUACCCCAUCACCCACAUCACCGUUCCCGCGACUAAUCCAGCUGCGAUUGGUACUUCCAACAAUGAUUAUUUCGCUGUCACGACGGGAACCCGCGUCCAGAUUUACUCGAUAAGAACGAGGAAGCUGGUUAAGACGAUUACCCGUUUUGGAGACAUUGCGCGAAGCGGAGACGUACGACGGGAUGGUCGUAUAUUGGUGGCCGGAGACGAUACGGGCAAGAUACAAGUCUUUGACGUCGGGUCGCGAGCGAUUCUCAAGACGUGGGCGCAACAUAAGCAGCCAGUAUGGACAACGAAAUUCUCCCCGGCCGAUCUCACGACUCUUAUGAGUACGAGCGAUGAUAAAACAGUGAGAUUAUGGGAUCUUCCUAGCCAAGAGAGCACGUCGACGUUCGUAGGCCAUGCCGACUACGUGCGCAGCGGCAGCUUCAUGCCCGGAACCAUGUCAAACAUGCUGGUAUCCGGUAGUUACGAUUCCACAGUGAAGCUCUGGGAUCCCCGAACACCGGGCACAGCCGUCAUGACGUUUAAACACGCUGCACCUAUAGAGGACGUGUUACCUCUUCCCUCUGGAACUACUGUUCUCGCAUCGUCCGAGAACCAGAUCUCCGUUCUAGACCUCGUGGCUGCGAAACCGCAACACAUAAUAUCCAAUCACCAGAAGACCGUCACUUCUCUGUCCCUUGCCUCUAACGGCCGUCGCUUAGUGUCCGGAGGUCUAGACGGCCAUGUCAAGAUCUUCGAGACGACGGGUUGGAACGUCGUCGCAGGCGCCAAGUACCCCUCUCCCAUCUUGGCUGUUAGGGUCAUUACCGCCGGCGCCAACGACGACGACCGACACUUAGCAGUCGGCAUGCAGUCUGGUGUUCUCUCGCUGCGCACGCGGCUCACGGGACCUGAAGCAACCCGCGAGCGUGAGCGUGAGAAGGAGAUGGCCGCGCUGCUCUCCGGGAACAUCGACUCGCACGACAAAGUCAAGAAUAAGCGGAAGCGUCGUCACGGCGCAGCCAAGCAUCUCGACAUGAUCGGAGAGGGCGCCGACGUCGUCAUCGCCAAUGAUCUCUCGCGACCCAAGCGCGAGACGCCCUGGCAGAAAGACCUACGGCAUGGCCGGUUCGCUGCGGCCCUAGACCGUGUGCUCGACCCAAGCGCCAAGGACCACAGUCCAUUAACGGUGCUUACGCUGCUGAUCGCACUUCGCCAUCGCAGCGCCCUACGCGAAGCCCUCGAGGGUCGCGACGAGGCCACUGUCCAGCCCAUCCUCAAAUGGGUGCAGACACACAUCAUCGACCCGCGCUACGUAAGCAUGUGUACCGACGUCGCCAUGCACCUACUCGAUCUAUACUCCGAAUUCGUCGGCGGCAGCGCCGAGCUCCAGGCUAACUUCAAGACGCUGCACCGCAGGGUGCGGCUCGAAGUCGAGAGGGCGCAGGUGGCGACUCAGACGAGCGGGAUGCUGGGGACCUUGCUAGUGAGCAGCUUGGAUUAAUGUUACUCGGCUCUAUCGAAGAAGAGACGGAUCGGUCUGAGGGAAAGGGGGGGUAUCGGGGGAAGUGGAA
Daldinia vernicosa is the source of this 1757-nucleotide messenger RNA. Its product is annotated as WD40 repeat-like protein. Gene Ontology annotation, cellular component: nucleolus. Gene Ontology annotation, biological process: positive regulation of transcription by RNA polymerase I; rRNA processing. The record is from RefSeq and is a predicted model, not a curated record. The transcript has a single exon. Bases 77 to 1687 code for a protein of 536 amino acids. Gene Ontology annotation, molecular function: protein binding. NCBI's taxonomy places the organism in Eukaryota, Fungi, Ascomycota, Sordariomycetes, Xylariales, Hypoxylaceae.